AUGAAAGACGCCCCGUGUGAGGGUGAUGGGAGCAGCGAACGGUCACCGCACAACGGGUCGUACCACGGCUGCUUCCAGCUCCACGGAGGCUGCGAGGGCCGCGCAGGGCACAGCGGCGUCAACCAGCUGGGCGGCGUGUUCGUGGGCGGCCGGCCGCUGCCGGACUCGACGCGCCAGAAGAUCGUCGAGCUGGCGCACUCGGGGGCGCGGCCCUGCGACAUCUCGCGCAUCCUGCAGGUCUCCAACGGCUGCGUCUCCAAGAUCCUCGGCAGGUACUACGAGACGGGGUCGAUCCGGCCGCGCGCCAUCGGCGGCUCGAAGCCGCGCGUCGCCACGGCCGAGGUGGUCAGCAAGAUCUCGCAGUACAAGCGCGAGUGCCCGUCCAUCUUCGCCUGGGAGAUCCGCGACCGGCUGCUGCAGGAGGGCGUCUGCUCCAACGACAACAUCCCCAGCGUUUCGUCCAUAAACCGCGUGCUGCGCAACCUGGCCUCGCAGAAGGAGCAGCAGCAGCAGCAGCAGCAGCAGCAGCCGCCGCCGCCCCCGCAGGACGCCGUCUACGACAAGCUGCGAGUCCUCAACGGCCAGCCAGCCUGGCCGCGGCCGUCGCCCUCCCCCUGGUACCCAGCCGGGGGGUCGCCGUUCGCGCCCCUGCAGCCCAGCCCGGGGUGCGCCGUGCUGGCCGACCCGGACCUCGACCUCCACACCAAGAAGGGUAGGUCCGCCAACUGCGCCGCUGCACAAGCCCUUCACUAA
This is a messenger RNA of Schistocerca piceifrons (Central American locust), 753 nucleotides long. RefSeq names its product paired box protein Pax-6-like. The transcript has 5 exons. Gene Ontology annotation, molecular function: DNA-binding transcription factor activity, RNA polymerase II-specific; RNA polymerase II cis-regulatory region sequence-specific DNA binding. Bases 1 to 753 code for a protein of 250 amino acids. The record is from RefSeq and is a predicted model, not a curated record. Gene Ontology annotation, biological process: regulation of transcription by RNA polymerase II; anatomical structure development. NCBI's taxonomy places the organism in Eukaryota, Metazoa, Arthropoda, Insecta, Orthoptera, Acrididae.